Messenger RNA from Ruditapes philippinarum (Manila clam), 2381 nucleotides. RefSeq lists its product as uncharacterized. Gene Ontology annotation, molecular function: zinc ion binding; ubiquitin-protein transferase activity. The transcript has a single exon. The record is from RefSeq and is a predicted model, not a curated record. The coding region runs from base 153 to 1853 and encodes 566 amino acids. Gene Ontology annotation, cellular component: nucleoplasm; chromatin. Gene Ontology annotation, biological process: positive regulation of DNA-templated transcription. Lineage: Eukaryota; Metazoa; Mollusca; Bivalvia; Venerida; Veneridae.
UUGAAAUAGAAACAAUGAAAGGAUUUAUCUUACUAUCGCAGUUGUUAACGUUGUCAAACGUGACGAGAAACUAUUUAUAUCAUAACUUAAAACUUUGAGAGGAUUCACAUUGAUUUCAUUGUGGUAUAAAGAUUGAUUUUCAUAAUUUCAAAAUGGAAGUAUCAGGCCGUAAGGAAGGGGACGAUAAACAUUCAACAACUAACCAAGCGAGGAAGCUUACAGUUCUUUGCCAGCCUUGUAAGUGUGACGGUGAUACAAGAGAAGCGGAGGCGUUCUGUGAAACUUGUAACGAGUUCAUCUGUUCUCCAUGUCUAAAGGUUCACCGUAAAUUGGCUAUGACUAAAAAUCACGUGAUCAAGCCGAAGAAUGAAAUCCCAAUAUCAAGGGAAAAGCAAAAAGAUCCAUGUACGGAGUUGUGUUCAGCCCAUCAUACUGAAAUAAUAAAGUUCUAUUGUGAAUACCAUAAUUCUGUAGGAUGCGGAGAUUGUAUGGUCCUUAACCACAAAACGUGCUCUGUCAAACUCGUCAGUGAUGUAUCCGACAACUAUGAUACCUGCGAGGAACUCGUGCAAAUCAAGAAAAAGACGGAAACCUUCCUCCGUAGAAUUUCAUCUUACCAAGGUGAUAUUGUAAAUGAAAUAAAGACUGCUGAUGAAAUAAGAGAAACAAUUAUGAAUGAAAUACACAUUUUUCGACAAGAGAUUAACGAAUAUUUGGACAAUACUGAGGCAGAUCUGAUAAAACGAAUAGAUCAGCUGACAUCGAAACAAGUGUCACAGCUUGGGCAUAUGCAAAAAGAAUUUGAGUCUAUGGAAACUGAAAUGAGAGGAUAUCAAGACAAAAUAAGUAAAAAUUCAGACAAGAUAAAUCAAUUGUUUGUAAUAGCAAAAGUGUCUCAUGAAAAGAUUGAAGCCUACCAGAUUUCAACCGAGAAGAUAGGGCCUAAAUGUGAGAUCGAAAUAUUUGACUUUGUUAAGUCCCAAGAGUUAGAAAAAGUUGUAACAGAAAAACGUCCCAUUGGUGUAAUCAAUGAGAAAAAGCGGAAGUUACGUACACACAGCACAAAGAGCCUGAAAGAUGUUCAAACAACGCUGUUAAAGAGACUUCAUGUAAGGUCAGCAGACGACAGAGAGAAAUGCUACAUAUCAGGAAUGGCAUUAAUUUCAUGUGAUGAACUCUUACUUGUUGAUUUCAAUAAUGAGUGUCUUAAACUUUUAAACGUAGAAGAGAAUAAGAUAACCGGUAGAUUAAAAACAGAUGGUAAACCAUGGGACAUUACUGCAAUCAAUUCAAGAUUAUUCGCAGUAACUAUAACAAAAGGUGAAGUUCUUUUCAUAAAAACAUCAAAUGGAAUUUCUAAAAGUCACAGUUUUAAGGUCAGACAUAACUGUAGAGGAAUCGACUACCAUAACGGUGUUCUUGUUGUUUCGUACAGUAGUCCAGCCUGCGUUCAGCAACUUGACAUAAAAGGGAACAUUAUGAAAGAGUUUGAUAUCGCAGAACAUUGUUCAUGUCCUGAUUAUAUAGUUUAUUGUAACGACUGCAUUGUGUCUGAUACCUUUGGACAUGCUCUUGUUGAGUUUACUGUUGAUGGGAAAGUAAAGAAUAAAAUAACAAGCAAUAAUAUAAAAUAUCCAAGACAACUUGUUUUGACACAUGAUGGAGCAGUUAUUGUUUGUUGUCAAGGUAUCAGUGAUAGACUUAACAUGGUUACACCAAAUACAAGAGAGGUGCUUCCUAUUGCUGUGAAAGGUGUCAAGAAACCCUGUUGCUUGGCGAUAUCUGAUGAUCAGACGAAGAUGUUUAUUUAUGACAGGUCAAAUAAUGAUAUCAAAGUGUUUGAUAUCAAUUGAUAUUUAUAUCGUAGGCAGAACUUAGAUAAAGGUUUAUCAUGUAUUAUCAGAAACUCUCACGUUAUACAUGUAUAUCUGUAUUUUAUAUGAAUCUUAAAAUUCAAAGAUUCCAUUUUCAGUUUCAUAGACAUUUCAUCAAUAAAGAAUUUUGUAAUGACCAUUUUUACUAUACAUGUACAUUAUAUAUGCUUCAAACAUGUUAUCAAUGAUUUAUAUUUGUUCAAACAUUUUAUCAAUAAAUUAUAUUUAUUCAAAGAUAUUUGGAUUGUUUAUUUUUUAUGUUUUAGCGGUUUGCUUUGUUACCUGAAGGAAGUCGCACUAAAUGUGAAGUUAUUUGUCAUUAAAGUAGCAAACAAGUAGUAUUUUGACUUCAUCACUGCAUUUUUUACUAAUUUAAAAAACAAAACAAAAAAAAGAAGAAAUAUUUGUUCAUGUUAAAGGCCAAAUGAAUAACCUUUUGGAAUUUCUAGAAAUUCACCAAAAUAAAAAGUUUACGAGAAAUAAAAAUUAAAGCAUUUGUGGGCAUAA